UUGGAACGCACACGCCAUUUGACCCCACGAAAACGACUUGUCGCCUUUAAGCUUAGACCCUGUUGGCUGUUGGUAUUAGUUGUCAAGCUACUCAGGCAACUAACAAUCGGAGACAAACGACUGUCAUCUCUGCAUCCUUCCCUCUCUCAAUACUUCCGGAUUUGAGUAAGCCCUAACUGACCCUGUGAUUAAAAAUGGAAAAAUCUAUAGAGGCUAACACCACCACGGAGGUCAUCGUUACGAAGGCUGCAGGAGGCGAGACAUCGGAGAGGGAUGGCUCCAAUGCUAGCUCUGGCAGUGCUGGUGCUCUUCUUGAUGACAAGGAGAGAGGGAUUUUGGAAUAUUUUGGUUGGGUUUAUCAUUUAGGUACCAAUUCUAUUGGCCAUGAGUAUUGUCACCUCAGGUUUCUGUUUAUAAGAGGCAAAUAUGUUGAGAUGUACAAGCGUGAUCCUCAUGAGAACCCUGUCAUUAAACCUAUUAGGAGAGGUGUAGUUGGGCCUACAGUCAUGGUGGAGGAACUAGGGCGUCGAAAGGUCAAUCAUGGGGACGUUUAUGUACUACGGUUUUAUAAUCGAUUGGAUGAGACAAAAAAAGGAGAAAUUGCUUGUGCUUCAGCUGGAGAAGCUCGGAAAUGGAUGGAGGCAUUUGAUCAUGCAAAGCAACAUGCUGAAUAUGAGCUCUCAAGAGGAGGUAGUACCAGAAACAAGUUGAACAAGGAGACUGAGAUCAAUCUAGAAGGACAUCGGCCUAGAGUGAGGCGUUAUGCACAUGGAUUAAAAAAGCUUAUAAGAAUAGGGCAAGGUCCAGAGAUGCUGUUGCGUCAAGCAUCAGCUUUGCACACUACUGCCAAGUCAGAUACAUAUUAUGAGGGGGAGAAUGGAGAUGCAAUUGAAGCACAUGAAUGGAAAUGUGUUCGUAUGAUAAAUGGCGUUCGAAUCUUUGAGGACGUGUCUGAUUCCAAGAAUAAUAGAGGUGUUCUCGUAAAGGCUGUUGGCGUUAUUGAUACCAGUGCUGAUACCAUUUUUGAAGUCAUUUUAAGCAUUGACCGGCAUCAAAGAUACGAGUGGGAUACUUUGGCAGGUGACUUGGAGCUGUUAGCUUCUUAUGAUGGACACUAUGAUGUUGUCUAUGGGACAUAUGAUCCAAAAUAUCUUACUUGGUGGCAAUCCAGAAGAGAUUUUCUCUUCUCAAGGCAAUGGUUUAGCAGCCAGGAUGGAACAUAUACCAUCUUGCAAUUUCCAGCUGUACAUAAGACACGACCUCCUAGAUCUGGAUAUCGACGUACAAAAAUCAACCCUUCUACUUGGGAGAUUAGAAAUUUAAACACACCCUUGGAUUCAAAUACUAUGAGAUGUAUUGUGACACGAACGUUAGAGAUACAUCAUGCAGGAUGGUGUAGAUGGAAGAGAAAUCGCUGCUCAAAGUUUGAAAAGACUCUUCCUUACGCAUUGUUGUCCCAAGUGGCAGGUUUGAAGGAAUAUAUUAGAGCGAAUCCAGCUUUGGAAUCUAAAUAUGCCACUAUUGUUGUCCAUUCCAAAGAUUUUGAUGAUUCAGUCUCUAGUAGUGAAUAUGAUGAUGCAGAAGUAAAGGAUGAGUUCUAUGAUGCGAUUUCUGCUGAUUCAUCAUCAUCUGAAGGGAGUGAUGAUGAAGAUCAUCUAAAGAAUGAGGAAAAGAUAGUGAAAUUGAAGAAUGUUUCAUGGGCCAUCACAAGCUUGGCUUUGAGGCGAACUUCAGUUCUGGAUGUAAAUAAGGAAUUGGAUCCUUGUGAAACUCUAAUGGAUAUUGAUCUAAGCCAAUUCCAUGGCUCCCUACCCAAAGGGAAGGAUGAGAAGGACUCAAAUUGUUGGACCUCUCCAAGUGGCAUGGGAUUUAUGAUUAGAGGAAAGACUUACCUAAAGGAUAACUCUAAGGUAAUGGGUGGGGAUCCCCUUCUCAAGCUCUUAGCUGUUGACUGGUUCAAAGUUGAUAGUCCCAUGGAUAGAGUUGCAUUGCAUCCCGAAUGUCUAGUGCAGACACAGGCCGGGAAGAAGCUUCCAUUUAUACUUGUCAUUAAUCUUCAGAUUCCAGGAAAACCAAACUACAGCUUGGUACUCUACUAUGCUGCAGAAAGGCCAGUAAAUAAAAGUUCUUUGUUGAGUAAAUUUGUUGAUGGGACAGACAUGUUUCGGGAUUCAAGAUUUAAACUAAUUCCAAGUAUCAUUGAGGGAUAUUGGAUGGUCAAGCGUGCUGUUGGGACAAAAGCUUGCCUUUUGGGGAAAGCUGUAUCCUGCAAGUACCUCAGACAAGACAAUUUUCUGGAGAUUGAUGUAGAUAUUGGAUCAUCCUCAGUAGCAAGGAGUGUAAUUGGCCUUGUCCUUGGAUAUGUCACGAGCUUGGUUGUUGAUCUGGCAAUUUUGAUAGAGGCAAAAGAAGAAGCAGAGUUGCCUGAAUAUAUUCUUGGUACUGUCCGGCUAAAUCGGGUGAGGCUUGACACUGCUGUACCUUUGGAGGCUUAGGGUUUUCAUUUGUCAACAUCCUUUAUUCAUCAUAUUCUCCUUGAUUAAUGCUGUUGUAGAAAUCAGGCAACACAUCUUCAAUUUUUCCGAUUUAGAUUAUUAGGUCAUAACAGUAAGGAUUUGGCUUUCACAAGUACUACACAUACACAUGAACGAAAAAAAUGAACACCUGCCCAUAUUGUGGGUUUCAUCCACCUGUUUGGUACAACGCUUUGAAAGUUUUUUUCAAUUUUUGAAGAUGUUUUGAGCUAAUGUUGGAGUCAUCUUUAAACUUGUGAGGUCCUAUUUAUUUAAUCGCUGUGUUCUCCAAUGGAUGGCCAUUUGGUUGGAAA
Hevea brasiliensis (rubber tree) is the source of this 2827-nucleotide messenger RNA. Its product is annotated as protein ENHANCED DISEASE RESISTANCE 2. Lineage: Eukaryota; Viridiplantae; Streptophyta; Magnoliopsida; Malpighiales; Euphorbiaceae. Gene Ontology annotation, molecular function: lipid binding. The coding region runs from base 195 to 2495 and encodes 766 amino acids. The record is from RefSeq and is a predicted model, not a curated record. The transcript has 22 exons.